AUGGGCAGUUCAAUAGUCGAUCCCAACAGGGGUGUUUCUUUCGGCUACCCGCACAACGGAAUCCAAUCCAUCCCGAAAGAGACUUUGUGUGAGCGAGCUUCGACAACCCACUCCCGACAAGUCAACCAACAAACCGUCAAAAUGGUCAAGAAGAGGGCGAACAACGGCCGCAACAAGAAUGGCCGCGGCCACGUCAAGCCUGUGCGUUGCUCCAACUGCGCUCGCUGCACCCCCAAGGACAAGGCCAUCAAGCGCUUCACCAUCCGCAACAUGGUCGAGUCUGCUGCCAUCCGUGAUAUCUCCGAGGCUUCCGUCUUCGCUGAGUACUCUGUCCCCAAGAUGUACCUGAAGCUCCAGUACUGUGUGUCCUGCGCCAUUCACGGCAAGAUUGUCCGUGUUCGCUCCCGCGAAGGCCGCCGCAACCGUGCUCCCCCUCCCCGUAUUCGCUUCAACAAGGACGGCAAGAAGCUCCAGCCCCCUACUGCCGCCAAGGCUCUGUAA
Molecule: messenger RNA, 501 nt
Organism: Penicillium hordei
Lineage: Eukaryota; Fungi; Ascomycota; Eurotiomycetes; Eurotiales; Aspergillaceae
Product: 40S ribosomal eS26 domain-containing protein
Exons: 6
Coding region: 1-501 (166 amino acids)
Biological process (GO): translation
Cellular component (GO): cytosolic small ribosomal subunit; ribosome
Molecular function (GO): structural constituent of ribosome; mRNA binding
Source: RefSeq, a predicted model, not a curated record